CGCAUCCCAUGAGGAAUAGAUAGGAGUGACGCAGUGACGUAGACCACGCCCCUCUCAUCCGCCAACAGCCACACACACAACCACUCCGGUCAUGUGACUACACGUAACGUAACCUCUUGGAACUACAGCUCCCAGAAUUCCCUCCCCUUCCCUUUGACGUCAUGUCAAAUAUGGCGCCGUGCACGGAGCUCCCCACGUUUGCAGCACCGGCUGGAUACACAGCCGUUCCAGUUCAGUUCUCAGAGGAGCAGAACGGGCACCACUGCUUAUAUGUCAAAGAACAUCAAGUCCGAGGAGAACUGGAUAAAACCCAUCCACAGAAUCGUACCUUGUUUGUUAUUAACAUCCCGGCAUAUGUCACCACGAAUGGUUUAUCGGAGAUCUUCAAGUCCUGGGGCCAUGUUGAAUCUGUGGAACUGCUUGACAAACCAGGUCCUUCUAUGAAAAAAAAGGUGCAGGGGCAUUCAUUCUUCACCCAGAAAGCCGCUAAGGGCUUCAAAGUGGCUUAUGUUGUGUUCAAAAAAGCAACUGCGGUAAAAAAAUUCAGGCUCGAGAAAGUCCCGACGUCACUGGUCGUAUCAACAAGAGAUGAUUUUGUAAAAGCCGGAAUACACAAGUGGAUAGAGGAUUAUGAGAAUUCUUUUACGGACGUUGCUGCUCUCCAAGCUGAAAUUGAUCAGUAUAUGCAGGAAUAUGAUGCUAAACAGGCAAAGAAAGAGGACAAAGCCAAGGAAGAAGAAGGGGUACCCGAUGAGGAGGGCUGGAUAACCGUCACAAGAAAGGGUCGCCGCCCAGGCACAGCCAGGACAGAAGCCAUCAAUCUUCGGCUGACACAGAAGGAAAAGAGAAAGAGAGCCCAGAAAGAGCUUCUAAACUUCUACGCUUGGCAGCAUCGGAAUAAAAAGAAAGAACACCUGGCUGAGUUACGGCAGAAGUUUGAGGAGGAUAAGCAGAAGAUCGCACUGAUGAGAGCGCAGAGAAGGUUCCGACCUUACUGAAAGUCCUGUCUCUGCGGUUUAAUGUAUCCUGUUAUAUUAUACAGACUGGAAACACUGAUAGCAGAUGUACAUAUUACUUUUAUUCAUCAAUCCAUGACUGCAGUAUUUGUUUAUCUGGUAAAAGCAACAUGAAAGAUG
Molecule: messenger RNA, 1136 nt
Organism: Hyla sarda
Lineage: Eukaryota; Metazoa; Chordata; Amphibia; Anura; Hylidae
Gene: RRP7A
Product: ribosomal RNA processing 7 homolog A
Exons: 7
Coding region: 162-998 (278 amino acids)
Biological process (GO): rRNA processing; ribosomal small subunit assembly
Cellular component (GO): UTP-C complex; CURI complex
Molecular function (GO): RNA binding
Source: RefSeq, a predicted model, not a curated record